CGCCAUCUUGGAAAUUAUAUCAACGCUAAAUACAAAUUGGUUCGAGCUGCGAAAUUGAGUUAACACAGUUGCAUUAACGCAAUCGCUAAAAGCAAGCGAUGCGUCGACUUCGUGUGACUUCAAAGCAUCGCGAGAGCAAAGCUCUGCAUGCAAACACGUGAAUGGCUUAACCAGAUUGAAGGGCUCAUUUCUCUUGUCACCUGCAGUGGGAGGGGCCACCGGAGGUAGAAGAGCUGUGAUUGGCCUAGCAGGGAGGAGGUUUCUAUGACAUUGUGAUGCUGUGCAGAUGCUCGGCAGCAGCGCUAGUCGAGAAAGACAGGCUAGUGGCAUCCUCUCUCUCUCUCUCUCCCUCUUUCUCUCCCUCCCCCCUCUAUUUCAUCUCUCUCUUUUUCUCUCUCCUUUCCCCUCACACGCAAGCACGCAUACACACACAUACUCCGUCACACUGCAGCAGAAGGGAGAGGACACACUGUGAAGCCGUGAGUUUGAAUCAGGCCUCUCCUCUUCCCAUCUUGCUCCUUAUCUCUCCUGUGGAAGACAACCUGUCUCACUCCUCAUCUACCCUUUGCUCUCCUUCAAGGACUACCGCACCCAAGGAGCAUCAGCCGUCUCGGACUUACUGCAGCACAACGGAUCUACGGAUAACUCGCAUACACCUAUAUCCGAGGGCCUUCCUCUUUUUUCCCUCUGCGUUUCUUGUUGCCAGGCAGUGUUGGCUGAGCAUCAGGCCGUGAGGACGCGUGCCGGAGCGUGUGUCCAUGCAUGAGUGCGUGCAUGACACGGUCCUUCUCUCCAACUGACUGAGCACACGCUCCAACGUGGGAGACUGGUUUUACACCCCAGCUGUCAUUCUUUCUUCCCUUGCCCUCUCCGUCCUUCGGAUCCACAUCCCUUGCAGCUUCUCUUCCUCCUGACAAAGGUGGACAGUAUCCCAGGAUGCCGUGCGGCAGGCCAUACUGCUAGGCCGCAGCAGCAUGGGCAAAGCACCGGGGGGGUGGGACAGCACGGAUUGGACGGCUCUGCUCCAGACGGGCGCGCUUACGCACUCCACCACUUCAGAUGGGUGAGGACGGCGAGAGCCCCAAAAUCAAUCACAGCUUCCUCCGAGACUAUGUCACCGAAGCUGAUGUCAUUUCUACUGUGGAGUUUAACCAGACGGGGGAUCUGUUGGCUACGGGGGAUAAGGGGGGGAGAGUGGUCAUCUUUCAGAGAGAGACAGAGCCUAAAGGUGAAUCUGAGGAGCUGUGCGAAUCAGGCGAGUAUAACGUCUACAGUACGUUCCAGAGUCACGAACCAGACUUCGACUAUCUGAAGAGUUUGGAAAUCGAAGAGAAGAUCAACAAGAUCCGAUGGCUGCCACAGCAAAACGCUGCCCACUUUCUCCUCUCAACCAAUGAUAAAACGAUAAAGCUAUGGAAGGUGAGCGAGAGAGACAAAAGGCCAGAGGGAUACAAUCUCAAGGAUGAAGAAGGACGAAUAAAGGACAUCUCCACCGUGACCUCAUUACGGGUACCUGUACUAAAACCCACUGACUUGAUGGUCGAAGUGCGGCCCCGCAGAAUCUUUGCCAACGGCCACACCUACCAUGUCAACUCCAUCUCAGUCAACAGCGAUGGUGAGACAUAUCUGUCAGCUGAUGAUCUCAGGAUCAACAUGUGGCAUCUGGACAUCACGGACCGCAGCUUCAACAUUGUGGACAUUAAGCCAGCCAAUAUGGAGGACCUGACAGAGGUGAUAACAGCGGCAGAAUUCCACCCGCAUCACUGCCAUAUGUUUGUGUACAGCAGCAGUAAAGGCACGCUACGCCUCUGUGACAUGAGAGAGUCGGCUCUCUGUGACAAGCACUCGAAAAUCUUUGAGGAACCAGAGGACCCAGGCAAUCGCUCUUUCUUCUCUGAGAUCAUCUCGUCGGUUUCUGACGUUAAGUUCAGCCACAGUGGACGAUAUCUGCUUACUAGAGACUACUUGACAGUCAAGGUUUGGGACCUCAACAUGGAGAAGGGCCCGGUGGAGACAUACCAGGUUCAUGAGUACUUGAGGAGUAAACUGUGUUCGCUGUAUGAAAACGACUGCAUUUUUGACAAGUUUGAGUGUGUAUGGAACAGCACAGACAGUGUAAUCAUGACAGGAGCGUAUAACAGUUUUUUCCGGAUGUUUGAUCGUGAGACGGGUCGCGGCGUGACCCUCGAGGCAUGGCGCGAGAGCAGCAAACCGCGAGCCGUGCUGCGGACCCGCCGCGUUUACACCGGGGGCCGGCGUCGCCGUGGCGAUGUGGGCGUGGACAGUCUGGACUUCUCUAAAAAGAUUCUGCACAUGGCCUGGCACCCGGCGGAAAACAUCAUUGCCAUUGCAGCCACUAACAACCUCUAUAUCUUUCAGGACAGGGUCAAUCCUGAAAACCAGUGACAAGAGACAUCCAAGGGGUUGCCAAAGGGCCACACACAUGCAACGGAAACCACAUUUAUGCACUCGAUUUGAUCAUCAAUUACAAAACGAACAAAUCAUUGGCCCUGUGGAGAUGGACAUAAGUGCCAGAGCCCUAAAAUAUAAAGUUUUACGUUGCAGAUAAGCUUUUCCAUCAGAAAAACUACACACUUGGAGAAGCAUUUAUGUAUAAAGUUGAACAACUUUCUGGUUAAUUACACCGCUAAGAAUGUUGCAAUGAGCUCCACUAUGUGAAAUGUACUGUGUGAUUGACUGUACUCUCAGCCAAUCCUGGACUCCUUUGAUCGGUGAUGGAUGGGGUUGUCACCCAAUCCCAGAAUGUGCUGAUAUGUGACUGACAGCCAGCAGGGAUGUGGGGCGGCGCCACUGUGCCGAGGACUAGGAAUGAGACAGCUCCAGUUCUUCUUACCAGGUUGCCAUGGAUACAGGUUACUCAGUUGUCACGGUAACAAGAGUGCUCAGAGCAGUCUUCCUAUCACGUGCUUCCCAAAAACCUGUCCGACAAUGCAUCCGCUACACAAGCUCACUUUUUUUUCACGUUGACCGUUUGUGGAGACGUUGAUGCAUAUUAGACCGAAUCACUAUAUUAAAUCCUUGCAGGAGCUUUAAAUUCCAUUGCUUGUUACACAGAUGAGAUGGAUGAGACUGCUCCUUCUUCAGAACAUGUCCUAACUGGGUUACACCUCACUAUGGAUUACAUUUACACCUGUGUGGUAUGGUAAAAUUGACCAAAGCCAAAAUCGUAGCCCUUCACUAAGAAGUAAAACUCUGUGCUAAUGUUUUUCAAACUCUCAUAUUUAUACAUUGUACUUAAACAUUUUAGGCUACAUUUUUUACAAUCAACUUACUACUUUAAAUCUCUAACUUCAACUCUUUAAAAAAAGGUAAGCAAUUUUAACUUUAAUUAUAAUUUUAUAAAUUAUAGCAAUCCAUCACUGGUUAAAAUCGACAUUACGACAUUGACAUCGACAUUUAUUCAUUUAGCAGAUGCUUUUAUCCAAAGCGAUUUACAAGUUAAAAAAAUUUUUUUAAAUGAGUUAUAAUGCCGAUUGACUUGCCCCAAAAAAAUUAAGGAGCAAAAAAUUCACCGUUUACAGUUAAGCACCCACAUUAUUUUUUUGUAUUAAGUAGUGAACUGUAGUACUGUUCCUAAUGUAUUAUUCUGUUCCUACUGUAUUAUACUGUAUGUAUAAUAUAUAAUGUUUUUGUACCUUGCACUAAAAUUUAAGAGUACAUAACUAGAGAUCUUUAAGGUCAUACUUUGCUUUAUGGGGUGUCGAAAAACAAGUUUAUGUACAUAGAAGGUGUAAAAACAUUAUUAUUUUGUAAUAAUAGGCAGUUAUUCUUUCCUUGACUGAGUCUCAAAUGAUUCGUUCCGCGAUUCAUCAUUCCCGUUCGGAUUUACAACUUGGCAGAGUGCUUACUUUCAAACACGGAAACAUUACACACUGCAUGAAAUGAAAUGAUCUCAUUUUUUGUACUCUGUAAAGAAUACUACAGUAUUAUCCACAAUUUAUCAGUUCACUUUAGUUAUACUGAAGUGUACAGUAGUAUAGAGGAUGUCAAGCUGAGGUCACGCCUUAUGUUGCAUGUUGCAGUGGCGCCGCCAUCUUGGGAGGAUCAUACUCCACGGCUAUUAUUGUUUUGAUAUGUACCAUUGCUUGUUUUGUUUGAUGUAUGGAGAAAUUGAAAGUAAAAGAACAAGGGGCGUUUCUUGAACGACUCUGCUUAAUGCUAUUGCAGUUUUUAACAUAGCAAGACCUACCUACAACAGUUAUAUUUCCUAAUCAAACAAGAAAAACAAAACACUGCAUUAAACGUACUAGCAGCGGUCCUCCCAAGAUGGCGCAACAUUCAACACGUCGUGAUGUAGCUUCACAUUCUCAAUAGCAAUUAACAUACUACAAGUAUACCACGGUUACCUAUAGUAAAUACUAAGGUAUACUACUGUAUUUUAUUUAUUGGGCCUCAGACUUUUUUAUGAUUAUACUCAGAAUUCAGUUAAGUAAGGAACACAACGAAUUAGCCAUACAAAUAAAAAAUAAAAUAGUUUUCAUACAUUGCCUGAAUGUAGCAUCAAGCAAAGGCAAACGUCUUCAAUUUAGCCCAAUUUAGGGGACAAAUUCGUCUUCCACGAUUCAAUCUGCAACCAAAAUUGUUAAAUAUAAUGAGUUUACAAAAAUAGAGCGAUUAGCAACUGGGAGAUCAUGUGAUUUUAAGAAAGAUGACCCACCUUAUGUAAAAUAAUACAACUUAGAUUCUUCAUCUCGUGUGAGUGGAUGAAACAUUUUGGUCAAAAUAACUCAUUCAUUUAUUUAGCCAUAAAACAUUUGUUUCCACACAGGUGUAUGUGUUACUCCAUAUUCACUGUGAGUCUUUUUAAAGGUGCCAUUCACCUUCUGGGUGACUGUUUGUUUGGUGUUGGUGUGGUGAUGAAGUGUUGGGUGUCAGUUUAGUUUAUGACACAAAGGUCAAUGGUUGUUUUUAUUAUAUGAAAAAGGCUUUAAUGAAUGUAUCUGUCAAACCCAUGCUUUUAAUUCAUUCAUUUUGAAAGUGUUAUGAUGUUAAUGGGAUGCUCUCCUAUCUACAAGCUCUUUUUAGUGUCUCUUAUGGGUUUUCUUGUCCCAAUUUUGUAUGCUCCUUCCUCUACACGGAUCGAGGCUGUGCCUCAUACAAUUAGUCUCUCACUCUUAAAUUUGUAGUCUUUGUUAAAUGUGUAAUUGCACGCAUAAAUGAAAAUUCUGUCAUUUACUCAUCCUUGUGACAUUUCAGUCUUGUUUGACUUUCUUCUGUGGGGCACAAAAGGAGAUUGGCCUUGGUCACCAUUCACUUUUAUUGUAUAUCAAACAGCUGGGAUUUCUCCUUUUGUGUUCCAGUCAGGAAAUCAGGUUUGAAAUGACAUGAGAGGAAGUAAAUUAUAGUUUCCUGUUUUUUAUUUUAAUAACUGCAGUGUUGACAUCAACUUCUAGAAUUAUUUGUUUUAGUCUGGGACGAUGCUUCUCGGCUGUUUAUGUAUCUGUUCCUCUCUCACUUGGUUUCUCAUACCGAAUAACAUUGCACCGUGACAUCCUGUCACCAUGGUGAUAGGCCUUCUGCCAUUAUGCAUUCUCUCAUGCUCUCCAGACAUGCAGUGAAACGUAUUCACAAUGCAACCAGGGAAUAAUGGCCUGAGUUUUACCCUGUCCACAAUCUCUCAAGAGUUUUUCAAGACCAUCCCCUCUCUCAGACACACACAGGCCUAUUCAUGCAAGCAUACACGCAGAAAAGCAUGUUUAUCAUUAUCCAGUGUUACUAAUGUGUAUAUCUAUGAUGCCUAAACAUAUUCUAUUGACACUUAAUGGAAAAAUAAAAGAGGCAAAUGGAGGAAUGUGAUUAAAUCAAUAUCACCUCUGUAUAUCAUUGAGUCAGUUCUACAUGAAUUACUCCUCUCUCUCUCAUACACCAAGUGCUUUCAAUGAGCGAAAGUUAACCGUCUGAUGGUAUUUGCAAGCAUUUGGUAAUUUGAUAUUCUGACUUAAAUUAAUUGACUCUUUUUUUCUGUUAUUUCAAUUUUGCUAUUCUUAUUUUAAUGUACUUUAUUUUGAUUAUCCCAGUGCAUUAUUGUGGUAAAUAAUAUCUUUGCUAACACUGCACCUAAAAACAAACCAAUGCUUUACAUGUCAGUUGCCGGUUCUUGGCUAGUUAAAGUUGCAGUGGACACCAAAGUCAUUUCGAAUCUCUUUAAUUUUGAAGGCACUUCAUUUAGUUUAGAAGACUAUUUGUUUUACACACAAAACAACAGUUGCAGGGAUCAGCAUGGUUCAAAAUGCACUUUGAGAUUAUGUAAACCGGUUUCACACCCCAUUGACAAAACAUUUUGACAUCGCAAACUGUGACAACAUUGAAGGUAAUCACUGUUCUUUGGCAUGUACAUUCAGAUUAUAACAUGUCGUUAAAAUAAAGAAUUACCCCAGUAAAUAAGAUCAUCUAACAAUCAUCAUCAUCCUAUGGUUCAUCGUUUGGAUUGCAAAAGUGUGUCUGAAUUUUUUCGGAAAAAUAAUAAUUUAGAAAAUUUAGAAAGACAUAAAAUAUAAUUUACUUUCAAAAUCAAAUUUCAAACAAAUCCAAACCUACAUUUGCCAUGGCUAAAACACAUCUAUAUAUACUUUCAAAAUAUCCAUGACACACUAAACAUACGAGAAUGCUACGUUUAACCUUAAGAAAAUAAGGGUAGUUUAUGGAAUGAGCACAGCUGAAAAUACUUAGCCUACAUUUGAAGAAUUCAAGGAAAAAUCUGUAUUGUAAUAAUUUUUUACCAACAUACUGUAAUCUUAAACCAAAUAAAAGGGAUAUAUCACCUGUAAAUGAAAAUUCUGUCAUCAUUUCCUCACCCUCAUGUUAUUUCAUACCUGUAAAAAUGUUAUUUGUUCAGAUGAACGCAAAGAGCGGGAUUUGGAAGAAUGUUAGUAAUUUUCAGUUCCCGGACAUAAUUGACUAGCACAGUAGGAACAGUUGAGUCAAAUGUGCACCAGAACGGUUUGUUUUCCUAAAUUCUGCAAAAUAUUUGUGUUCAACAAAACAAAAACAAAUACAAUAUUUUUUUUCUUAUAUGAUAGUGGAUGAUGUCCUAGGACUGAAAUUUGGUAACUGUGUUCAUCGGAACAAAGAAAUGUAUACAUGUCUGAAACAACCUGAGGGUGAGUUAACGAUGACAGAAUUUUCAUGUUUAGGGGCACUGUCCAUAUUUUAUGAAACAUAAACUUUAAAAUUUAAUGUUGAUCUGUUUAGCAUUAUACAAAAUUUGUAAAUUAUUGAAUCUUUUACCAAUUGAUGACAACAUAAAGCAUGCACAAUUGAUAAACAAUAGGGACGUAACAAUAUAAAAUUCCCACUGUGCGAUUAUCUAUCUCGGUAUAAAGUAUAUAAGCUUAUAUAUCCUAUAAGUGUAUAGGAUAUUUAUUGCAACAUUUACAAUGACAAAUGAUGACUUGGAAAUGUGCCACAAGCAUCCUCUUUUCUUUAUCCUCUAAUCCUCUAAUUUAUCCUCUAAUCGAGUUAUAGUACGAGAUGGGUCAAAUAACCUAAAAGUCCCUUUUAUAAAAUAAAAUAAUUGCACCAGAUGUCUAUUAUUUUUUCUAGGUCUGGAAGACCAAUCAUUUUAUACAGUCAUGUGACCGCGAUAAUUUUGACAAUUUUGCUAUUGCGAUAACACAAAUUCAAUAAUAUUGUUACAUCCCUAAUAAACAACACUCUCACAUUUAUAUUAUUUUCCUUUUGCAACAAAAAUUUACCUGACCCCUUACAUACUUGAAAUAUUUAUAAAGACUUUGCAAUCAAUCUUUAGAGAACUAUUUUCUUCCUUUAAUCACUA
Molecule: messenger RNA, 7795 nt
Organism: Triplophysa dalaica
Lineage: Eukaryota; Metazoa; Chordata; Actinopteri; Cypriniformes; Nemacheilidae
Gene: ppp2r2ca
Product: protein phosphatase 2, regulatory subunit B, gamma a
Exons: 11
Coding region: 1060-2406 (448 amino acids)
Biological process (GO): peptidyl-serine dephosphorylation
Cellular component (GO): cytosol; protein phosphatase type 2A complex
Molecular function (GO): protein phosphatase regulator activity; protein binding
Source: RefSeq, a predicted model, not a curated record